AUGCACUUGCCAUCACUGCUGAGCGUCGGUCUCGUCCUAGUGGCCACCGUUUCCUCCGAUCGUACCGAGCUGCUGCCGGCCAAUUAUUCCACCCAAUCGCUUUCCCGGCAAGAGCGAAAGGUGCUGCUCUUUCCCAUCCUAACAACACUGCAGGCAAAGUAUCCCGCCCGCAGGCUCGGCAUCAAUCUGGGCUUUCAGCAAAACUUUAACCUCCCGUUCCGGUUGCUUGAGUUCUACAAACCGCCCACCUGGGCGCGGGCGAUCGCCGGCAUCAUACGGGGCCAGUUCCCGUCCACCUCGGUCGUGACCGCGCGCAGCUGGAAGCGCUCCACCGACCAUCAGUCGCUGAUGCUCAGCGCCGGCCAGCUGUACCGGUACGUGGAAGACUUGCUGCACGUGUUCGGGUACGGGCGGGACUGUCUGCUGAAAAGUGUGUGCGAGCUGGCGCACAGCCCGUUCGAUCGCACCGACCCAUCGGAGCAGGAUGUGAUGACCGAGGUCGUCCAUUUGCUGUUGAGCCCGUCCGUGCACGAAUCGUUCGGCGAGGACGAGCUGGAGCAGAAGCGUGCGUACGAGAUGGCGGAACGGCUCGGUGCGAGCGGGGCCAACUGUGAUCUGAUCUACGACCGGUGCCAGCGGUCCGUGUUGAGUGACUUUUCCAAUCUAGUGGGCGAUGAUCGUAGCUGAUUUUGGUU
Molecule: messenger RNA, 695 nt
Organism: Anopheles merus
Lineage: Eukaryota; Metazoa; Arthropoda; Insecta; Diptera; Culicidae
Exons: 3
Coding region: 1-687 (228 amino acids)
Source: RefSeq, a predicted model, not a curated record